Messenger RNA from Poeciliopsis prolifica (blackstripe livebearer), 1234 nucleotides. RefSeq names its product uracil DNA glycosylase a (gene unga). The record is from RefSeq and is a predicted model, not a curated record. Lineage: Eukaryota; Metazoa; Chordata; Actinopteri; Cyprinodontiformes; Poeciliidae. Gene Ontology annotation, molecular function: uracil DNA N-glycosylase activity. Gene Ontology annotation, cellular component: nucleus; mitochondrion. The transcript has 6 exons. The coding region runs from base 67 to 978 and encodes 303 amino acids. Gene Ontology annotation, biological process: base-excision repair; base-excision repair, AP site formation via deaminated base removal.
AGCUUCCUGCAAAGCUGCGUUCAGGAGCGUCUCUGUUGUCGAAAGCUGCCAAACGAGUUUGCUGGCAUGACGCUGCCAGCGCCGCUUCGUCGACUGUUUUCAAAGCAGCUCUCUCUCCGGGCAACGCGUUUCUCACCGGGUUUGUGCUUUGCUCAAUAUACCAAAAUCCUGCAGAAGAAGCAGAAAUGCGCCUCGGCGCUGCUUGAGCAGCAAAGCCCGCCUCCCGGUCCUCUGUCCCCGGAGCAGCUGGACAGGAUGGCUCGCAACAAGAGGGCGGCGCUGGAGAGGCUGGCUUCCGCGCAGACUCCUGCAGGGUUCGGGGAAAGCUGGAGGAGGGAGCUGGCUGCUGAGUUUGGAAAGCCCUACUUCAAACAGCUGAUGCAGUUUGUUUCUGAAGAGAGGAAACGCCACACGGUUUACCCACCUGCUGAACAAGUGUUCACCUGGAGCAAGGUGUGCGACGUCACAGAUGUUAAAGUGGUCAUUCUUGGUCAAGAUCCGUAUCAUGGUCCAGGCCAAGCGCACGGACUUUGCUUCAGUGUGAAAAGACCAGUUCCUCCUCCUCCGAGUCUGGAGAACAUGUACAAAGAGCUGGCUGCAGACAUAGACGGCUUUCAGCAUCCGGGCCACGGCGACCUGACUGGAUGGGCCAGCCAAGGUGUGCUGCUGCUCAACGCCGUGCUGACUGUCAGGGCGCACCAAGCUAACUCCCACAAAGACAGAGGCUGGGAGACCUUCACUGACGCCGUGAUUCAACGCCUCAGCAGCAAUCAAGAGGGCGUCGUCUUCAUGCUGUGGGGAUCGUACGCACAGAAAAAAGGGGCUGCAAUUGACCGAAAACGCCACCAUGUCCUGCAGACUGUACAUCCUUCCCCCCUGUCUGCUCAUCGAGGAUUUUUCGGUUGCAGGCAUUUCUCCAAGGCCAACGAGUUGCUAGAGAAAUGUGGAAAGUCUCCCAUAAACUGGAAGGCUCUUUAACUUCUAUGUUGGCUUUUCUGAAGCCCAUGUAAACUACAGACCAAACCCACCUAUAAGCUUUUUACUUCUUCUUCGAGCAGUUAUUCAUGUUUUGAUAAAACAAUACCAGCAGAUUGUUCUGUUUUCACUGGAUUGUUCUUCUUGUGGUUUAACCUUUGUAAAUAUUUUUCUUUUUCUGCCCUUUUAGUUUGCACCUUGUUUCCUUUUAUACGUUUUUUUAUGUAAUGUUUGGUACAUUAAAGGGUUUUCUACAUAG